This is a messenger RNA of Microthlaspi erraticum, 261 nucleotides long. Lineage: Eukaryota; Viridiplantae; Streptophyta; Magnoliopsida; Brassicales; Brassicaceae. The record is from the annotation of a GenBank genome assembly.
AUGGUUACUGGUGGAGCUCCACAGAGAGGAAGUGCAGCUGCAACUGCAAGCAUGCGGAGGAGGAAAGGCGGCAACAGUAGCAGCAGCGCCGGUGGUGGAGGUUCCGGAGGAGCAGCCGGAUCAAUGCUUCAGUUCUACACAGACGACGCGCCUGGUCUCAAGAUUUCUCCGAAUGUUGUUCUUAUUAUGAGCAUUGGUUUCAUUGCUUUCGUUGCUGUUCUUCAUGUCAUGGGCAAGCUCUAUUUCGUCAAGAGCAAAUGA